This is a messenger RNA of Nipponia nippon (crested ibis), 1737 nucleotides long. Lineage: Eukaryota; Metazoa; Chordata; Aves; Pelecaniformes; Threskiornithidae. The record is from RefSeq and is a predicted model, not a curated record.
AUGUGGCCGUGCUGGCUGUGCCCGCAGGUGCCGGGCGCCAUGGCCCCCCCCAAGGACAUCAUGACCAACUCGCACGCCAAGUCCAUCCUCAACGCCAUGAACGCCCUGCGGAAGAGCAACACGCUCUGCGACGUCACCCUCCGCGUGGAGCACAAGGACUUCCCGGCCCACCGCAUCGUCCUGGCCGCCUGCAGCGACUACUUCUGCGCCAUGUUCACCAGCGAGCUCUCAGAGAAAGAUAAACCCUACGUAGAUAUCCAGGGACUGACAGCUUCCACCAUGGAAAUCCUGCUAGACUUUGUAUAUACAGAAACUGUUCACGUGACAGUAGAAAAUGUCCAAGAAUUGCUCCCAGCGGCAUGUCUGCUUCAGCUGAAAGGUGUGAAACAAGCUUGCUGUGAGUUUCUAGAAAGCCAGCUGGAUCCAUCAAAUUGUUUGGGCAUUCGGGAUUUUGCUGAGACACACAAUUGUGUUGAUCUAAUGCAAGCUGCAGAGGUCUUCAGCCAGAAACAUUUUCCAGAGGUGGUUCAGCAUGAAGAGUUUAUCCUCUUAAAUCAAGAAGAGGUUGAAAAGCUCAUCAAGUGUGAUGAAAUUCAGGUGGACUCCGAAGAGCCAGUGUUUGAGGCAGUUAUAAACUGGGUGAAGCACUCAAAAAAAGAACGUGAAGCAUCGCUGCCAGAACUGCUGCAGUACGUGCGCAUGCCGCUUCUCACCCCCCGCUACAUCACAGACGUCAUCGACACCGAGCCUUUUAUACGAUGCAGUCUGCAGUGCAGAGACCUUGUAGAUGAAGCUAAGAAAUUUCAUCUUCGGCCCGAGCUCCGGAGUCAGAUGCAAGGACCCAGGACAAGAGCACGUCUAGGAGCUAAUGAAGUCCUGCUUGUGAUCGGCGGCUUUGGCAGCCAGCAGUCACCUAUUGAUGUUGUGGAGAAAUACGACCCAAAGACUCAGGAGUGGAGUUUCUUGCCAAGCAUCACCCGUAAGAGGCGCUACGUUGCUACAGUGUCCCUGCAUGAUCGGAUCUAUGUGAUUGGGGGGUAUGAUGGUCGCUCUCGUCUCAGCUCGGUGGAGUGCUUGGAUUAUACAUCAGAUGAGGAUGGGAUCUGGUACUCCGUGGCUCCGAUGAAUGUACGGCGAGGCCUGGCGGGAGCCACGACCCUCGGAGACAUGAUCUAUGUUUCCGGUGGGUUUGAUGGAAGCCGACGUCACACCAGUAUGGAACGAUACGACCCGAACAUUGAUCAGUGGAGUAUGCUGGGAGACAUGCAGACAGCACGGGAAGGAGCAGGGCUUGUUGUAGCUAAUGGAGUUAUCUACUGCCUCGGUGGCUAUGAUGGGCUGAACAUACUGAAUUCUGUAGAGAGGUAUGAUCCCCACACUGGACACUGGACAAACGUCACCCCGAUGGCCACUAAGCGCUCAGGGGCUGGAGUGGCUCUGCUGAAUGACCAUAUUUAUGUAGUUGGUGGGUUCGAUGGGACGGCACAUCUCUCCUCCGUGGAAGCCUAUAAUAUUCGCACUGAUUCCUGGACAACUGUAACAAGCAUGACAACCCCUCGCUGCUAUGUGGGGGCCACCGUGCUGCGGGGAAGGCUGUACGCAAUCGCUGGAUACGAUGGCAACUCACUGCUGAGCAGCAUUGAGUGCUAUGAUCCCAUCAUCGACAACUGGGAAGUGGUGACCUCCCUGGGGAUGCAGCGCUGUGACGCUGGAGUCUGCGUCCUUCGGGAGAAGUGA